GGUAAGAUAACCUGUCGGUGUUUCGACAUCCCUUUCAUUUCUCCGAUAUGGAAAGAGGGGUCUAAUUGUGAAUGUAAAUAACCAGAGAACAUUAUUUCGAAAGCACCUUGGUCCAAUCAAAUGUUAACUACCUAUCACAUGGGAGGUGGGCGCAGGCGGGUUUGGGUAGGAUUAAGUCGGCGUAUUGUGCAUGUUGAAAUGUCAGCUAUUCAAACGCCUGUCACUCGUAUCAUUUGUCACACGUAGACUUUCACCUAACGUAAUAUUUGAGACUUUUACCGGCCCAGGUUGUCUAUAAUUAACGAAUGAAUAUUGAAGACAAUACCCAGCUGUGUGCAGUUAAGUAAAUCAAGGCAUAAAAUCAAUCGCGAUGGCAACGGACGUUGAAAAAUUAUUAUAUAAAUUACGGGAGUUUAAUCAAGACCAUCUGUUACAAUUUUGGGAUGAAAUUAGUGACGAUCAAAAAUUACUACUCAUUCGGGAUAUCGAGGAACAAAAUCUGAAAGAGAUUUCAUCCUAUUUUAAAAGUGCCGUUGCAUCUUUGAGCAACGAUCAAGUAAAAUUAGAUGCCAAACUACGUCCGAUACCCAGCGAAGUGAGUGCCUCACUGCAGAAUUCUACAUUUGCGGAAACUCAAAAAUAUCACGAUUUGGGUCUCAGAGAAAUAGCUGAUGGACGUACCGCUGUACUCUUGAUGGCAGGAGGACAAGGAACCCGCCUGGGUGUGAGUUAUCCUAAAGGAAUGUUCAACGUCGGUCUGCCAUCUGGUAAGAGUUUGUUUCAAUUACAAGCGGAGCGGAUACGUCGGCUAGAAAAUUUGGCUGAGGAAAGACAUAAGAAAAAAGGUUCGAUAACUUGGUACAUACUGACCAGCGAGGCAACAACCAAAACCACCAGAGAUUACUUCAAAGCAAACAAUUAUUUCGGCCUGAAAGAAGAUAAUGUCCUUAUGUUUGAGCAGGGUAUGCUGCCGUGCUUUAAUUUUGACGGUAAAAUAAUCUUGGACGAAAAACAUCGGCUUGCCAGAGCGCCAGAUGGAAAUGGGGGACUGUACAGGGCCUUGAAAGUACAAGGAAUACUGCAAGACAUGGAUAAGCGGAGCAUACGUUCUGUUCACGCGCAUUCCGUAGAUAAUAUUUUAGUCAAGGUAGCAGAUCCCAUUUUCAUUGGUUAUUGCCUGUCACGUUCAGCAGACUGCGGAGCCAAGGUUGUUGAAAAAUCAUCCCCAACUGAAGCAGUGGGAGUCGUUUGCCAGGUGGAUGGUGUCUAUCAGGUGGUUGAGUACAGCGAAAUAACUGAGGAGACUGCGUCGCUGCGCGAUGAGAAUGGGCGGCUUAAGUUCAUUGCUGGAAAUAUAUGCAAUCAUUAUUUUACCAAGGAUUUUCUUCAGUCUAUAGCAGAUGUGCAUGAGUUUGAGCUAAAGCUUCAUGUGGCCAAAAAGAAAAUUCCAUAUGUCGAUCAGUCUGGAGUAAGGAUUGUACCUGAGAAGCCGAAUGGUAUUAAGAUAGAAAAGUUUGUUUUCGAUGUUUUUCAAUUCUCUAAACAAUUUGCUGUUUGGGAAGUUGCUAGGGAUGAAGAAUUCAGUGCUUUAAAGAACAAUGACUCAGCCAAGAAGGAUUGUCCCUCUACUGCACGCAAUGAUCUCAUUGAAUUGCACAAGAAGUGGUUGUUGAACAGUGGGGCUACCUUAGUAGAGGGUGAUGUUGAGAUAUCUCCGCUUUUAUCUUAUGCCGGGGAAAACCUUGACGUGAAAGGAAAAAUUCUCAAGGGGCCAGUUGUUUUACAAUAAAAGAUGAAUAAUACAACUUUGCAAUAUCUUAUACGCUGGACAACUCCUGCAGAAUAUCGAAAAAAUUAUAAUUGAUUUGAAAUUUGAUGACUUGGAUGGCACAAAACUGUAUUCAAAUAUUCAGAAUAUUUUUAAAAAGACAACGGGCCUUUGGUCUUCUAAAGACCUGCAAUAUUUAUAAAUGGCAAUACUUAAUUGAUAUAUUUUGAAUGUUGUUAAUUGAUCGGUAUUAACGCGAUUCGUCUCACAUUCCAACAUAAUUGGAAUAUUUUAUUUUAUUUUAUUCAAAAACAAAAAUAUGGUAUAGGGUAUUCCUAAUAUUAGUAUUCGAUAGAUAAAAACUAUAUUUUACACAUUUACAUUACCUAAAUGACAUGACAAAAACUUCAUUUCAACUGUCACCAGAUUGAAUGUAUUAUUUUUUAUUUAUUUUACCUCUCCACUCAUUUUUAAUUGACAAACAAAAUUUAAGUAACACUUAUUUGCACAUUGUUUCUCACUACCAAUCCCUCGUUCUCUUUUGCAAUGGCAAACAGUUUUGAAAUUAGCUUUUACAAAAAAAUUUCGUCUACCUCUUAAAAAGUAAAAAAUUUUAGGAAAGUAAGCGAAUUUUCGUAAACUUCCUACCUUAUUGUUAGAAUGUUGCAAAGAGCACAAAGCACCAAUUACUCAUUGUAUAUGAAAUUUAUAUACAAUCAGAAGUGAACGUGAAAUAAUUAAUAAGAAUCUUACAUAUGAUGUAAGAUUUUAUACUAUUGCAAUGUGAUAAAAUAUUUUGAAAGAUUAUAUAGAAUUUUUUUCGUAUUGUAGUUAAUUAAAUAUGUUUUCUAGUUAUAACCAAAGUAUCCUCAAAAUUUUCAUUGUUUUGAUUAGUUCGGUAGCUUUGACAUCCUGAAUUUACGUUUAAUUAAUCAACAUGUUUAUUUUGAGUUUACUGAUCGUCAGGGUAUUUUAAAUUUUGUCAUCCAUCAAACUACGCAUGAAUCAGUUUUUGCAUUUAUGGACUAAUUCUAAUGCAAAUUUCUUAUAGAACCUAAUCGAUUUGAAUUCUUUUACAAUUGACAAUUCAUGUAUACACACGACAUACAUAUGUAUGUAUAGUAUCUACAAAUCCGCAAAUACUAUUGCAGAUGAUUCAAGUAGACAGACCUUUCUUUUCCUUUUAUUACAAUACAUACAAGCAAUUCUGAUACAAGCAAAAUUUAUCUACUAAUUUGCAUCUAUAUUUAUUGAAAUUAGCUUGAAUGUAUUGCUUACGAAGUAUACAAUGUACUCCCUGAUAUAAAUUUCACAGUAAUUUUCUGAAUUAUGACCAGGGUGGCAAUAGAUCAAGAAAACCGGGAAUAGUUAGGAAAUCGUGUAUCGGGAAAAGUCAGAGAAUUAGGAUGAACUACGGGGAAAAACGUACUUUCUUUAUAAAUUAUUUUCAAACUUCAACCAUGCUUCGUAAAUUCAGCUAAGCUAACUUUCGGAAAUUACUAUUCAAAUUCUAUGAACUGAAUUGAAAUGAAGCAAUAUUAGGUGGUUUCAAACUCAAAUUUCACACAAUUUCUGGAUGUGUAGUAAUAAAAGCUACCCAACAUUACUCAAAGGCUCAAGGGAAGAGAGCAGGGAAUUCUGAAUUUUUUAAUGGGAAAACAAGGAAUUUUAUUCGAACAAAAUUUUCGCCGCCCCGUAUUACUGAUUAAUUUAUACAUAGCGAAUUUGUAAAUCAGAUUAUUAAUAUGUAUGUCAAGAAAUUUAUUGCCAAGUGAAUUAUACUGCAAUAAACGCAUUACAUUUUCUUUCCUAAGUUACCCAAAGAGAAUGGAGAGCAAAUUACUGUAAAUUAUGAAUUGCAUACAAGCAAUUAAAAAAUUAUUGUAUAACAAUUGGGGGUUAAAAAAAGUUUCCGCAUCGUAAUGCUAAUUUAUCAUUUACAUUUUAUGUAGAUCAAAAAUUUUUCUAAAGGAAAGGCGUACAUAUCAAAAUAAAAUGAGUAAAUCAAUUUUAUGUACAUCAUUUUUUAAUCUAAAUUUGUAAAUGAAUUAAUUUCAAGUUUUUUAAAUAGAUUCAUAGUUAGAAGAUAUUUGUGAUAUCGUUUCAUCUCUUGGUAAACAUUCCAUUGUAACUUAAUGUUUCAACAUGAUUGUGUAAGUGUGUGUCAAUAAUUUUUUACAUUUACCUCAUUACUGAAAUUGCUCAAAAACGGAUUACGACUGAUAUUUUUGUUCCUUACAAUUAGCUAUCAGUUAUUAUACUACAGUUAAAUUAUAACGCACGCAUUGAAAGUAUCCAUAUAAUUCUACUUACUAUACCUCGUACUCACUUGAACAUUAUUUAACGAAAAAUUUUGACUAAACACUUAUACAAAUAUAUACAAAGUACUGACAAUAAACGUUUCAGUUAAAUUAGAAUUUUUCCGUAAAUUAUUCUAUACUUCUAUUCUAGAAGGUAUGCUUGGAUUAAUUUUACUAAUCAGAUUUAGUGAUUUCGAUAAUAAUAUUGUCGAGCUAUAUGAACGAUAAUUAUUAAUAUUUUAAUUGAACCCUGCUAUAGCACAACGAUAAUUUCAGUUUUUAAAAGUGCCGAAAUAUCGCGAAAAAAAUACAAGUACAACCUCGCAAUAACAAGAUAAGUUGUGCUUGAGUGACUAGUAUAUUAACAAUAUAUUGCUGUCGGUAAGAAUGAAUGAUCUUUCCUGAUACGGGCACUAGAACAUCACUUUCUACUGAAUGCCAAAACUACGGAUUAUUUAAAAAAUUAAAAUAAAGAGAUAUAAUCAUGAUGGAAUGUAUGGUGGCGGGCCAAUCAUCUCAGAAUAAAUAUAUAUUUUUACUGCAA
Molecule: messenger RNA, 4612 nt
Organism: Neodiprion fabricii
Lineage: Eukaryota; Metazoa; Arthropoda; Insecta; Hymenoptera; Diprionidae
Gene: mmy
Product: UDP-N-acetylhexosamine pyrophosphorylase
Exons: 1
Coding region: 371-1789 (472 amino acids)
Biological process (GO): UDP-N-acetylglucosamine biosynthetic process
Molecular function (GO): UDP-N-acetylglucosamine diphosphorylase activity
Source: RefSeq, a predicted model, not a curated record